Molecule: messenger RNA, 1495 nt
Organism: Cuscuta europaea
Lineage: Eukaryota; Viridiplantae; Streptophyta; Magnoliopsida; Solanales; Convolvulaceae
Source: the annotation of a GenBank genome assembly
CGCCAACCUAGCGUAACAUUCUCAUCCCAAAAGCCACCGCCUCACCUCCGCAUCUGUACGGUGUAAUCGUCUCACCAACACCCGCCUCAACAUCUUCUUCGACCACAACCAUAGCCAUUGGCACUCGCCCCUGCGUCAACCGAUCAUCAUUUUCCAUCUUCUUUUGGCAUCACUUUCACCCUCUAUGUUCGCCGGUCGCCACCAUUAAGCUCAUAGACCGAUCGCCACUGUGUUGUCCUCACCGACAACCGGUCAUCAUAUACAUUCGACGCCUCCGACGACUCUCAACACCUUUACUACGCCCAAUCGUCAACAAAGUUUUCAUAGCCAUUUCUUUGGGCUGCAAGCAAUGAUGAAGUUGUAAAAAGGUGGAACCCCUAAUUAUUUGUAUAAGCAAGGUUUUAUAGAACUGUUGAUCUCAGGGCUUUGUUGUGGAUGAACAGUUUGGCCAGCUUCGUUAUAUGGUAUCAUUAUUAAAUUUCAACAUAUACGAGGACAUCAAACCAAAAGCAAUUAGACUUUCAUCAUUCAUCAUCUUCAUCAUUACCCCAGUGUCGCAAAGGCUCCCACCUACGUUUGGGCCAGUAAGGUGAUGCAAGGAUGUCUUCAGCAGAUAUGAUACAACAGGAUCGGAAAGCAGCUGAGAUUGACAAAGUAGAUAUCCACUCAUCUUUCAGUCCAGAUGAUGAUGAGGAUGACUUAUGGCACGUCGAUGACGGACCAUCAUGUGGUGAUCCUUUUGAAGAAGCAGACAAUGCAUCUGAUUUGGAAAGGGAGUGGAAGAGGAGGCAUGACCAGUUCCAUAAUAUGGGAUAUCGUGAUGGCCUUAUAGCUGGAAAAGAAUCAUCAGCACAGAAAGGGUUUAAUGCUGGUUUUAUAGAAUCAGUAUACAUAGGAUACAAAUGGGGUGUGCUCAGAGGCGUAAUUGGGUUAGUAAGAGAAACCGGCUUCAUUUUCUUGCAAUGAACAUGUGUAAUUGAUAUAGCUCUCUCUCUCUAAUUGAUGAAGGACUCUGGCAUGCCUUCCACCUGAACUGCAAGAAAGGUUGAUAACAGAGGAAAUUAGAAUGAAGUUCCACAAAUUUCAAGAAUCUCUACAGCCUGUUUCUGCUGUGGAGGAUGCAUUGAAGAUGUUCAGUGAAUCCCACCUGUCAAAGAGAUCGGCAGGAGAGCAAAAAGGUGAGACUGUAGAAUCUUCUGAUGGUUGUUUCCAUAAUUACCAAUGUGAGUUUGAAUCGCUUAUCUGCGAGUUGCCUGCAGUUAAUUUGCUUUCAAAAGCAAACUACUAGUGUAUACCUUUAUCAUACUUGAUUGUGCUGUGUUGUGUUUUGUCCAUCACCAAAAUAUUUCUGCCGCUACAUUGUUCGCAGUUUCACACUUUACACCCACAAGAAGAAAUAGUGUCUCAAUUAUCAAGUGUCAAUGAAUGUUCGAAGACAUAGGCUUUGACCUCUUCUACUUUUUAUUUUUAACUUAUUAAUUUUUUUCUGAGUAAA